AUGGCUCUUUUCCGUACGGGGCAUUAUUGGGUAUGGCGUAUGAAGGUGAUGUUUUCCAAGCCGUUCCCCGACUUUUCUUGCCGCCUCAACGCGCUGGCGACGGCGCUGACGUGUCAAUGGCUCAUGGGGCCGUGCAAGGUCAAUGACGUGGAAAUAGACGGUGGCGUGGUGGGCAAGGGCCACGGUGUGCUUGUGGAACGCUGCCGCUACCUAGAGCAGGCUGGUUGCGCGUCCGUAUGCAUCAACAGCUGCAAAAUACCCACACAGACCUUUUUCGCGAAGGACAUGGGCUUGCCGCUGACCAUGACGCCGAAUUAUGAUGACUUCAGCUGCCAGCCUACUGCCGCUGUAGUCAAGGCGGAACCCGGUGCUGCGGCAGCUGUGAAGAAGGGCGCGAGCGCCGGCGGACCGGGGGGACUGCCCCAGCGCUCCGCAGCCACCGCUGGCGUAGCGGGGAGCGGCGGGCCGCAGGCGGCUGGGCGGCGGCAGGCGGCGGCAGCCAAGCAGGCUAAGGCGGGGGACGAGGAGGAGGGAGAGGAGGCAGCCACGGACCAAUGGGUGCAGUGCAGCAAGUGCCAGACGUGGCGGCAAGUGCCGGAUGAGUUCUGGCCUGACAUCGCAAACUUUGACGAGGAUGAGGACUGGAUGUGCAGGGACGCGCUAUGGGACGUGGAGGAUUACGAGCCCAACACACCAGCUUGCUGCUGAGUACACCUUUACAGCGCGGUAUAAUGGAGCGUAACGGGAAACUCUGCCAAGGGCUCUCGGUUCCGUGGGGCCCUUGUGCACAAGAAAGCGCAUGCUGACAUUGCGGCAACCGCGGGAGCAAGAGCUGCUGCUGCUGCUGCUGCUGCUGCUGCUGCUGCUGCCGCUGCCGCCGGGGUCGCUCGUUCCGAAUCCGACCCAGAUCCUGCUGCAAAGAGGCGCUAAUGAGGCGUGGGCCCUGUACCACAUUACGAAGAGUGGGCGGUGGUCCUUGCGGUGCGUGAGCGGCUCGGCGAUAGCAUUUUCAGGUUAAGGGAGGGCCGUGUGAAAGACACACGGCUCCAGGGAUAGGGCGCCCAGUAGCGGGAAGGCUGCAUGGGCCUGAUGUACGGGAUACAUGGGAUGCGUAAUUUAAAUCGGCGCGAUGUCGAACAGGUCUGGCUCAUGCAGACAGGGCGGAAUGGCGCGGUGGUGGCCUGGUCUGUCUGUUUGUCUGUCUGCCUGUCUGUCCAGCGAAAAGGCGGUUUACCUGAGCUCGUUAUGUGCGUGUAUGCGUCUGCCAAUGUAGUCCAGAACUGCGUCUUUCCUCUCUUCACUGCGCGGUGCAGCGAGUAACGUGGGUUGGAGGGUUUUGCGAAAGAU
Molecule: messenger RNA, 1347 nt
Organism: Volvox carteri f. nagariensis
Lineage: Eukaryota; Viridiplantae; Chlorophyta; Chlorophyceae; Chlamydomonadales; Volvocaceae
Exons: 8
Coding region: 1-708 (235 amino acids)
Molecular function (GO): zinc ion binding; iron ion binding
Source: RefSeq, a predicted model, not a curated record